Molecule: messenger RNA, 1663 nt
Organism: Rhipicephalus sanguineus (brown dog tick)
Lineage: Eukaryota; Metazoa; Arthropoda; Arachnida; Ixodida; Ixodidae
Exons: 1
Coding region: 65-1552 (495 amino acids)
Source: RefSeq, a predicted model, not a curated record
GACUGUGCCAGGUGGGCUUGGUGACUGUGCCACUGCACGGAUCACUAAUCAGUUCGCUCUCGCUAUGCAGAUGGUCCGCUACGUCUUUGUUCAUCUGCUGCUGCCUGCGCUUGCGCAUGUGGCAUCGGCAACAUCAACGGAAUGCGGCUUCAGCUGUCCCGGAGGCAACGAAGGCAGCGCUCAGCUCCUAUCCAUCGACAAGUGCCUGGAUCAACCAGAAGAGGGACCCAGGGCAGCUGAGCUCAACCAGGCCUGGACGGUCGCAUCAUCGUCGACAGCAACAAGCCCGUCAUCUAUAAAAGAGCAAGCACCUUCAGCGGAGCGCUGUGGGCUUGGUGACUGUGCCACUGCACGGAUCACUAAUCAGUUCGCUCUCGCUAUGCAGAUGGUCCGCUACGUCUUUGUUCAUCUGCUGCUGCCUGCGCUUGCGCAUGUGGCAUCGGCAACAUCAACGGAAUGCGGCUUCAGCUGUCCCGGAGGCAACGAAGGCAGCGCUCAGCUCCUAUCCAUCGACAAGUGCCUGGAUCAACCAGAAGAGGGACCCAGGGCAGCUGAGCUCAACCAGGCCUGGACGGUCGCAUCAUCGUCGACAGCAACAAGCCCGUCAUCUAUAAAAGAGCAAGCACCUUCAGCGGAGCGCUGUGGGCUUGGUGACUGUGCCACUGCACGGAUCACUAAUCAGUUCGCUCUCGCUAUGCAGGUUGGUGAGCCCUACGAUAUGUUUUCGAAAAGAUCUGGUGAUUACUUUCUGGUACAGCUGCCAAGCCCGCAGUGCUGUAUGGUUAUUAUUGCAGAGUGUGUCCACGUAAUUCGUGCACUGCUAAUUCUGGCUGGAGAUAUUGAAACUAACCCUGGUCCUUCCAAUUCUGAGAACGUUCUUGCUGAGUUGCGUAAACUGUCAGCCGGUCAAACACAACUAAUUGCAGAUGUCCAGGGCUUGAGAGCUCAGCUCGGUAACACUGAUAAAACAAUUAGCGAGCUCAACAAAAGACUAACAGAUCUUGAAACUCAUUAUCAAUCUUUGGUACCACUUCGAAAGGAAGUGGAGAUCAUGCGCACUAGCACGGAGCAAACGGCCUGCAGAAUCGCUGCGUUAGAAGGCCGUAUUGAUGACGCUGAAAAUCGCUCGAGGCGAAAUAACUUAAUUUUCUAUGGCAUACCGGACCCUUCCGCAUCUGAAACAUUCGCCGAGUCGGAGCACCUGGUGGUAAAUCUUUGCCGCGAUAACUUACAGGUGCACCUGGAACCAAGAGAUAUUGAACGCGCGCAUCGUCUCGGCCGGCAUUCAGUUGGUCGCUGCCGGCCUAUAAUCGCGAAGAUUGCUCUGCAUAAAACGAAAACUGCAAUACUAUCAAAUGGUCGCAAACUCAAGGGGACAGGUUACGGCAUAGGUGAAGACUUCUCACGCUCCGUCCAAAGCGCUCGAAAACAACUAAUUGCGUUUGCGAGAAGCAAGAACAAGCCAUUUUCUGUCCACUUUAAAACGCUGCACAUAAAUCAAAAACGCUACAUCUUCGAUGAUAAAUCAAACACUAUCAAAGAACUAUCGUAGCAGUCGAGGCGGCGGCGGAAGAUUGCGACACCUCUUGUUAUUUCUAGUAACACUCUUUUACUUUCUACUGUUUACACUAAUAUUCGUAGUUUUCUUCCCAAGCGGGAACCC